AUGAUACUUACAAGACGUUCAUUAAUAUCCCUUCGUUCAAUUAAAAGAAUCCCAUAUCAUAAUUUUCAUACCACAAUCCCUAGAUUCAACAAAGAUUUUGCCUUUGUAUUUGAUAUUGAUGGUGUAUUAAUCCGAGGUAAAAAACCUAUACUUCAAGCUAAACCAGCAUUAGAUAUAUUAAAUCAACAUAAAAUUCCAUAUAUAUUAAUGACUAAUGGAGGUGGUGUAUUGGAAAAAGUUAAAGCUGAUGAAGUUACUGAAAUAACAGGAAUCACCCCACCUAUUUCCCCACUUCAAGUAGUUCAAAGUCAUACUCCUAUUAAAGCACUUGCAUUAAAUCAUGGAUUUAAUAGAGUAUUGGUGAUUGGAGGAGAUGGUGAUAAUGCACGUGUAGUUGCUAAAGAUUAUGGAUUUAAAGAUAUAAUCUUACCAAUUGAUAUAGUUAAUGAUAAUCCUUCAGUUUCACCACAUCAUAGAUUUACUAAAGAAGAUUUUGCAAGAUAUGCCCAACCUGUUGAUAUUUCUAAACCAAUUGACGCCAUUUUGGUUUUAAAUGAUCCAAGAGAUAUGAAUACUGAUAUUCAAAUAGUUCAAGAUUUAUUAAAUUCAGAUAAUGGAUUGAUUGGAACCAAAAGAAAUAUUCAUCAUAUUAGAAAUUUGGAAGAACCGGCAAUACCUAUAAUUUUCAGUAAUAAUGAUUAUAUAUAUGCAAAUGAUUAUAAUUUACCUAGAUUUGGACAAGGAGAAUUUAGAAUAAUCACUGAAAAAUUAUACAAAGUUACUAAUAAUUUGAAAAAACAUCAAAAAUUGGAAUCAUUCAUCUUGGGUAAACCAUUCAAGAUUCAAUAUGAUUUUGCUCAUCAUGUAUUGAUUGAUUGGAAUAAUAAAUUAAUUAAAGAUGAACAUUUACUAGGAAAUGUUGAACAAGUUUUACCACAAUUAGGAACUGAACCAAAUGAAACUCCAUUUAGAAAGAUUUAUAUGGUUGGUGAUAAUCCAGAAUCAGAUAUUAAAGGUGCCAAUGAUAAUGGAUGGGAAAGUGUAUUGUUAAGAACAGGAGUUUACAAAGAUGAUGAUUAUAAUACCAUGGUUGCUAAACCAACUGUAGGUGUUUUUAAUAAUGUUGAAGAUGCAGUCAUUGAAAUCUUGGAAUCACAUGGUAUUAAAGUAUGA
Molecule: messenger RNA, 1173 nt
Organism: Candida tropicalis MYA-3404
Lineage: Eukaryota; Fungi; Ascomycota; Pichiomycetes; Serinales; Debaryomycetaceae
Exons: 1
Coding region: 1-1173 (390 amino acids)
Biological process (GO): glycerophospholipid biosynthetic process
Cellular component (GO): mitochondrion
Source: RefSeq, a predicted model, not a curated record